Molecule: messenger RNA, 1092 nt
Organism: Zasmidium cellare ATCC 36951
Lineage: Eukaryota; Fungi; Ascomycota; Dothideomycetes; Mycosphaerellales; Mycosphaerellaceae
Exons: 1
Coding region: 1-1092 (363 amino acids)
Cellular component (GO): membrane
Source: RefSeq, a predicted model, not a curated record
AUGUCCACCACCGACUCCACCUCCGAUGAUGACUGGUCCCUCUACCCCUACUCGCCCAACAAAGCCGCCCCCAUCGCCUUCGCCAUCAUCAUGUCCCUCCUCGGCAUCAUCCUCAUCUACCAAUGCUUCUUCCGGUACCACUGGAAAAAAUUUGGCGGCAUGAUGCUCUGGGCGACGCUCGUCUGGGUGGCCGGCUUCAUCACCCGCAGCAUCUCCGUGCACGAAGUCCGCAGCGUGGGCAUCUUCAUCGCGCAGUUCGUCAUGAUCCUCAUGGGCCCGCCGCUGUACGCCGCGGCGGAGUACUUCAUCCUCGGGCGGCUGUUCGCGUACCUGCCGUAUCACACGCCGAUCCAUCCGGGGAGGGUGUUCAGUACGUUCGCGAUUCUGAGUGUGGCUGUCGAGACUCUGACGGGGUCUGGGGCGGCGAAUAGUGCGGGCGAGGGUCGGGAUCCGGCUGUGCGCAGGGUUGGGUUGGAUUUGCUCAAGGCGGCGUUGAUUCUGCAGUGUUGUGUCGAGGUUGGGUUUCUCUCGCUCGUGGCAUUGCUGGAGUAUCGCUGUCGGAAGGCGAAGGUGUUUCCCAAGAAGAUCCGCAUCGUCUGCUACGUCCUCUACGUCACCAGCCUGAUGAUGCUGCUGCGCUGCGUCGUACGUGCGGUCGAGGGCUUCGAAGCGGCAGCGUGCGAUCCGGAUCGAGAAGAUCCAUACUGUGGCCCGGUGUCUCGCAACGAAUGGUUCCUCUGGACGUUCGAAGUCGCCAACAUCACCCUCUUCGUCAUCUUGCUGUGUAUCUUCCAUCCGGGCAGAUACCUCCCCAGGAGCAGCAAGAUCUUCCUGGAUCCGAUUGAUGGCAAAACGGAGAGGAUGGGGCCUGGCUUCUCCAAGGCCGACAAGAGGCCGUUGCUCAUUACCAUUCUGGACCCCUUUGACAUCUACAGGAUCCUCAGUGGAAAGGGAAUGGUGCUGAACAAGUUCUGGGAGGAGUAUCAGCCUAUUUACACUGGCAAAGAAGGGGAUGCGCGGCCAGACCAUGCUGGUCUUCAGCCCAUCUCCUCCAGAGAAGUGCAGCACGAGGGGGCCGUCCGAAAGGCUUGA